AAACUAGUGUACUCUUGGAGUAUACUAUGCUUCAGGUACUCCUAGUGAGAUAUCUCUAUAUAGACCAUGAAUUAAAUAGACUUUGAGGUAUGAUACUAUACCAUAACAUCUAAUGGAUAAACCCAUGCCGCGAUUCUCUAAACUCAAACACGAAGUUCAAUUUAAUAGAAAAUAAUAAUUUACCGUUGAGAUUGGGCGGAGCUAAUCAAAGUACAUCUAACGAUCAAAUCACCUGGAGUAUACCAGCCAUUACCUUAAAAAAAAUAUAAUCAAAAUCAAUUAUAAUAAUAAAAUGACAACAAUAGAAUUGCUAAAUCGCUACCAAUUUAUGUAGUAGUGCCAAUGUUUGGCCCGACUUUUAGAAGUGCUUUUCAGCUUCAAAAGCUGAAGUAGGGCCAAACACCUCUAAAAGCUUGGCUUUUGAAAAGUCGAAAAACGCUUUUGUGUAACAUAAAAGCAGAAGCUCCGAUUUAGAGCUUCUGCGAAAAGCUGUUUUGAAAAUACAAGAUUAUCCUUACCAUAUUUUAAUUUUAUUUCACAAAAUAUAAUUUUAUUACAUUUAUAUAAUUUUAAAAAUAAAAUAAAUUGUAAAAUUAUAAAGAAGGCCAUUCGUAAGCUUAUCACUGCCAAUGGAGAAGAAAUCACGGAUAUCGGUGAGAUUUCAGAGGAAGUGGUAUGUUUUUACAAAAGAUUAUUCGGGGUCAAUGAUCCACUUGUCAACCCCGAUCGCAGUCGGUUAGAGUCGCUUGUAAACAACAGGUUGGGUGCUCAAGAAGUCUCUUUUCUUACUAGUCUGGUCACAAAGGAAGAGAUUAAGGCUAUUGUACUUCAUAUGAACCCCCACAAGGCCCCUAGCCCGGAUGGGUUUUCAGCAGGCUUCUACAGGAAAGCGUGACCAAUUAUUCGUGCUGAUAUACUUGCAGGAGUGCUGGAUUUAUUCUCAUCUGGUAGAUUACCAGGUAGUGUUAAUGUCACAAUUGUCUCUCUAUUACCUAAAAUCCCUUCGACAUAUGCUCUUAAAGACUUUAGGCCAAUUUAUUGCAUAAACAUCUUGUAUAAGAUUAUUGCUAAGGUGUUGGCUAACCAUUUGAAGAAAUUCCUUCCUAAGAUCAUUAGUGGUAAUCAGUCAGCAUUCAUUGAGGGUAGAAGGAUAGUGGACAAUAUUUUAAUGGCGCAGGAGUUACUAGUUAGUUAGUGGUUAUCACAGAAAGCAUUUGUCUUCUCGCUGUGCUAUCAAAGUGGACCUCAUGAAAACUUUUGAUUCGGUUAAUUGGACUUAUUUGUUUAUGAUGAUAGAUAUUAUGGGGUUUCCAGCCUGUUUUCUCAACUGGAUUAAAUUAACAGUUAAGACAGCAAAGUUUAGUAUUAGCAUUAAUGGUGGUCUGUGUGGAUAUUUUGGUGCACAAAAGGGGGUUAGGCAGGGUGAUCCACUUUCACCCUACCUUUUUACCAUUGCGAUGGAAGGGCUUUCUCUGUUAUUAAAUGAAUCUGCUACCAUUGGACGAUUGCCUUAUCACCCGCAGUGCAGAAAAGUGAAGCUUACUCAUCUGAGUUUUGCUGAUGAUCUUCUGAUUUUUACUGAGGGGUCAAGGACUGCCAUCUCUAGGGUGCAGGAGACAAUCUCUGAUUUCUAUUCUUUGUCCGGCCUAAAAUGUAACCCUGCAAAAUGCGAGGUUUAUUUUGGGGGGAUGUCUGUGCUGUUUAAGAGCAGGGCAAUCCAAGUUUCUGGAUUUCAGGAGGGCGAACUCCCAGUGAGGUAUUUGGGCUUGCCAUUGAUAUCUGGAAAGCUUUCUACUUUGGAAUCUGAGAAAUUAGUAGCCAAAAUUACUCAAAAGAUAAAGUCUUGGAGGGCAAAGCGACUCAGCUAUGCUGGCCUACUUCAGUUAGUCUCUUCAGUGUUGAUGGGGGUCCUGCAGUACUGGAUGCAAGUUUUUCUGUUCCCUAAAAAAGUGUUGAAGCAGGUACAGAAGAUAUGCUCGUGUUUUUUGUGGCAUGGAGAGGAGGGAAGAGCUAAAAUUGGCUGGGAUAGAAUGGUGCGUCCUAAAAAAAAGGGAGGCUUGGGUUUAAAGGAGCUCUGUUCCUGGAACCAGGCUUGCAUCGCUCGCAUGCUGUGGCUCCUCCUGAUGCAGAGUUGGACGAUUUGGGUGGCUUGGAUACAGACCUACAGGAUCAAACAAGGUAGUAUCUAGACAAUAAGGUCCAGUUCCAGUGGCUCCUGGGCUUGAAGACGAAUUUUAAAGACUCGGAGUGUGCUUCAACAAUUUUUUCAUGUUCUGGGAGGAACAGUCUUCUGGAACCACCUUCCUAUGACCCGGUUCGGUUUAGGUGUGGUUUGGGACACAAUUAGGCCAAAAUGGUCUGGUGUGGAGUGGUAUAAACUUGUGUGGGGGCAUGGUUUCAUACCUACGAAUAGCUUUCUCUCUUGGACUAUUCUUUUGGAUGGUAUAGUCACAUCUGACAAACUGCUGAAAUGGGGUAAAGCUGUGGAUGGUGCUUGUGUGUUGUGUAAACAGGGACAGGAGUCUAGGGAGCAUUUAUUUUUUCAAUGUUCGUAUGCAAGAGGGGUUAUGGUGGGCUUAUGUCGUCUUGAUUUUUACAGGACAUCUUGGUCGGCCACUGUGGUUGCAGCUUGUGGUUUGUGUAAACAGAGGAAUGGUUAUAUUGCAGGGUGAUUUGGUGCUUCUUGGUGGCUUCCAUCUGGAAGGAGAGAUGCAGAAGCAUGGGGAGCCUCCAAGGUCAGCUGCUGAAUUGCAGGGGUUGAUCAAGAGCGAUUUAUUGACAGUAGGUGCAGCUAGGUGUAUCCUUGAGGAACUAGUGUGUUUAGGCAUCUCUUGAUGCUUUGUUUUUUCUGGGAUUGGUUUUGAGUCUUUGAUGUGGGUUUGUAAUAGCAGUAGUCAAGACUAGAAGUAGUGAUUAGUUGAGGGUUUUGAGGCUCUUUGGGUAUUGAUAUACCCAUUUCGUUGUAUCUGUUCCUAGCAUCUUGCUAGUUUUGGUUAAUAAGAUGGGGGCAACUGAUUAAACAAAAAAAAAGUAUAACAAGAUCCAUUUUGACUACAUUUUAUUGUUUAUAAUUAUUAUUUAUAAUUUAGAUUAUAAGUCCUUUAUAGUCAUUUUACACAACCUCUCAUAUUAAAAAACACUUCUAAUAGUUUUUGCAGCCAAACACUUAACUGCUUUUUUUGAAAAGUACUUCUCUAAAAGUUCAAGCCAGAAGCUGCUUCUGCAAAAGCUACAACAGGGCCAAACUGAGCCAAUAACUUUUCAACACUAAUUUUUCACAUCUGAAUACGAGAGAGAUAUUUACAUAUAUCUAUUUUAUUGAAUUUAGUUUCCUGAAAUACUGAUCAAACUAUUCAUUACUUUCCACAAUUAUAUUUAACUUAAAUGUAAUAAAUGGUGAUUUGAGUCGAUGGAAUCAGUAUCUCGUACCAAAUUCAAAAUAUUUUUAUAUUCAGAUUGGUAUCAUCAAAUACGAAAUUGAUUAUUUUUGUAAUUAAUAAAUAAAUAAUGGUUUUGACUUGUUCCUGCAAUUUGAAAUUACUUUUAUUAACAAUGACUCGUUUCUUUUGCUUCACAAUACAAGUUCAAGUUACCUUCACAUUUUUAACUUUUCGGAACACUGAAGCACAACAAAGAAAGGGUCUGUAAUAUAACAAUGAUAGCCCAUGUUGGACAUGUCAAGUUUGUUUCUUGAUAAAAGGUAUGUUUGUUAUCAUUCCAAUUAGUUUAUAUUGAAUAUUGUAUGUGUUCUUUUACACUCUGUUUGGGAAGAGGGGUAAAUAGGAGGAGGGUGCAAAUGUGAGGGGUAAACAUAGUUUCUAACACAUUUGCACAUGUUUAGUUAAUUUGGAACAGUAGGGGGGUGCAAAACGGGGGUGCAAAUUUACUGUUUCGGCUUACCCCCGAAUUGGGGUGCAAGGGAAGGAAGGAAGAGAGGGGGAGGGGGGAAUUAUGGAAUUUUAUUUUUCUAAUUGUGUUAUAUAUAAUUAUAUAAUAAUUAAUAUUAUCAAUUUCUUCUUUUUAUAAAUAUCAUUAAUGUAA
Linum trigynum is the source of this 4041-nucleotide messenger RNA. The record is from the annotation of a GenBank genome assembly. Lineage: Eukaryota; Viridiplantae; Streptophyta; Magnoliopsida; Malpighiales; Linaceae.